AUGUUCCAGCGAGAAGCAGCCCCACUCCAGGACAACGUGGACCCCAUCACGGAGCUUCUCUCCCAGCUCUCUGGUACAGGGAGUGGUUCUGGGGGAGCAGGGGGAGGGGGAGGAAGUGGAGGGGGAGGGAGUGGAGGGAGUGGUGUGGGAAGCAUGUCACAGGGGGCAGGGGGAGGGGCAGGUGGGAGGAGACUGUUCUCAGACAUGCCGGCCCACGUCCAGCACCUGCUGGAGGAGAGACAGCACUUUGAGCGCGUGUCUCCCUCACGUAGGACCGUCUACCGUAAGAUUGUGUCGGGGAUGCAGGGCUCUGCCAAUCCCUCAAUGGCUUACCAUUUAUCAGGUCACAAUCCAGUUCUUCCUCCUCAUCCUCUCCUGGACAUGGGUGUCGGUCUGGACCUGUCUCGAGGACAGGCUUCUGGCAAUGCCACCAGAGACAGUCACAAGGAAAGGGCACCUACCUCGGCGUCAAAAGCGAAUCAUCUCUUAGCAAGCUACAGUCUACCUCCACUGACAGAGGCUGAAAAGUCGUCGCUGGAGCAAACCAGGGCAGACAAGAGCCUCUUUGUCCAAGAACUGCUCCUCUCCAUGCUAGCCAGCAGCAGCAGUAGCUCCUCUGACUCGGGGUCUGACAGUGAAGAUGGGACGUAGUGUUGUAGGAUGUGUUUGUGUGUGUAUGCCCUAUGUCGCUACCACUGCUCUGGAUAUUAUACUGUCGUGCACGCCGCUCCCUCUCUUCAUAACGGGAGUAGCUGUCUUUUGCACUGUGAUCGAUUAUG
Molecule: messenger RNA, 779 nt
Organism: Geodia barretti
Lineage: Eukaryota; Metazoa; Porifera; Demospongiae; Tetractinellida; Geodiidae
Source: the annotation of a GenBank genome assembly